GAAAGUUUUCUCCCAGAGGCGCGCGCUCCCUCCCUGCACGCUGUGAGCAGCAGCAUCCUCUCCAGGGGCCUCAAAGUUGGAGCCGCUUCUCAAACACCCCGCUGAUCACUCUUUAUUCACUCUCUGUGUCGGUUUCCAGAGGAGGAUGAGCUCCGAUGGGGGAGGGAUGGAGCGCUGCCGUUAGCGGCUCCUGAGUGGCCCCCACCCCGCUGAGAGAGCGCCUCUCCCCGCUGCAGGGAACAUGGGCUGCGGCUUGAGGAAACUGGAAGACCCGGAGGACAGCAGUCCUGGGAAAAUCUACUCCACCCUGAAGAGACCGCAGGUGGAGACCAAGACAGACACCGCCUUUGAUUAUGUGCUGCUGGACUUCAGCUUGGAAGGAAGCCGUCCUACGGUCCAGUAUGUGUCCUCCUUGUCCGAGCUGCCUCAGGCGCUGCAGUCCUACUACACUCAGGGCUACGUCCUGGCCGCCCUGCACCCCAUCAUCCUGUCCCUGGGCCGGAGCCGCUCGCUGCCCUUCAGCCUGCUGUACCGCGCCGUCCUGGCCCGGCCCAGACCCAGCAACCAGAUGGCGUCCACGUGUCACAGUGCGCCGGUGCUGCGGGUGGAGGAGUGGCCCCUACCCGGGGACUCGCUGACCUGCGACACAGUGCGGGCGCUGAUCGACAGGGUGAACAGCAGUGCGCGGGGGGGCGUUCGCUUCGUCGGUUCCGUUCUGCAGCAGGUGAGCGGCGUCACCAACGGCCGUGUGCACAGUCCCAAAAGGGGCUGCCGCUCCCCACCUCGUACACCCCCCCAAACCCCACCUGGAGACAGAGACCUGGAGGACAACGCCUACAGUCCAGACUUGAGGCUGCUGGUCUUCUUCCAUUCCUGGCCCCCCGGCUGUGCUCCUCUGGACUCCCUGGGCUGUCAGUACCACCAGGGGGCGCUCUCCAUGCGGGUCUCCAGGAAGGGCCAAGUGGUCAGCGCCCUGGAGGCGGACUGGCUGGAGCUGACUGCUGCUUACUACCGCAGAGGCUGGUCACUGGUGGACUCCUUUGUCUACUGGGACACACCUAAAGGUGAGCCGGUUCCUCGAUCCCUGGAGGGGCUGUUUGUGUACGAGGAGAGGAGCACGUCGCCUCCUCCCAACGACACCAUCGUGGUGGAGCAGUGGACGGUCAUCGAGGACUCCAAUGUAAAGACGGACUACGGGCCCCUGCUUCACACCCUGGCAGAGUUCGGGUGGCUGCUCACCUGCGUUCUGCCCACGCCCAUCAUCCGCCAUGACAGUGAAGGGAAUCUGGCCACAAAGCAGGUGGUGUUCCUCCAGAGGCCGGUCAGGAGCUCCAGGCAUCCAGGGAACCAGACGGCUUUGGCGCACAGCGACGUGUCGAGCCGCUCCGCCCCUACAGACGACCUCUCCCCCACCGCGGGGGGCAUCGGGGGCUUCCCGGUGUUCGGGGGCGGCUUCUCCAGCUCCCUGUCCCACCUGGAGGAGGGGGGCCUUGAGCAGGAGGAGGGGAAGGCGGAGGUCACCUGCAUGUGAGACCCAG
Molecule: messenger RNA, 1538 nt
Organism: Cyprinodon variegatus (sheepshead minnow)
Lineage: Eukaryota; Metazoa; Chordata; Actinopteri; Cyprinodontiformes; Cyprinodontidae
Gene: rftn2
Product: raftlin family member 2
Exons: 9
Coding region: 242-1531 (429 amino acids)
Source: RefSeq, a predicted model, not a curated record